UUUUUAAAGUGACUGAAAAGAAGUGAAACUACGAGAAUUUCUCGAUUUUUUCUGUUAUUUCGUUGGAAAAACUUGCUGGACAAGAAGGAGAAGAUUCUGCGUUUCUGUGAGGAGUUUCUGGAAGUUUUUUCGCAAAAAAAAAAGCAAAAAAAAAAAACCAUGGAAGGUCCAAUGUCCCCGAUGGAUGUGAAGCCAUUGGAGUUGCAGCAGCUCAACAACAACAACUUGCAAGGCGCUUAUUCUGCCAUGUCUCCGAUGUCGAUGCCACCAACUCCGGCCCCAAAUUACCCGCCGAAUCAUCCGCUUUCGGGUUCGAAGCAUUUAUGUUCGAUUUGCGGCGACAAAGCGAGUGGCAAGCAUUACGGCGUUUACUCGUGCGAGGGUUGCAAGGGAUUUUUCAAGCGAACCGUGCGCAAGGACUUGACUUAUGCAUGUCGCGAAGACCGAAAUUGCAUCGUGGAUAAGCGUCAGAGGAAUCGUUGUCAGUAUUGUCGGUACCAAAAGUGCUUGAUGUGCGGCAUGAAACGCGAAGCGGUGCAAGAAGAACGAAGUCGCGGCUCGAAAAAUAACUCAGCGACUCAAAAUCAAGCUGCUAAUAACAAAGCGGAGGAACUUUUCCCGACAUCAACUGUGAAAGACUUGACUGUCGAACGAAUUCUCGAUGCCGAACAGAAAAGCGAAACGCAAAAUCGAGACAAUGCUGUCCCUUACUUGCGUGUUGGCUCGUCUCCGAUGGUCCCCGACGAAUAUAAGGGACCCGUCAACAGCUUGUGUCAAGUCGUGAAUAAGCAAAUUUAUCAAUUGGUCGAUUUCGCGCGACGCCUUCCGCAUUUCACUUCGUUGCAAAAAGCGGAUCAAGUGAUGUUGUUGCGUUCCGGCUGGAAUGAACUCUUGAUCGCGACUGUGGCAUGGCGCAGCGUCGAAUAUGUCGAAGCAGAUGAAAGUGUGAAUCUCAUGGGAUCGCAAGAGCGACGUUACAGACAACCCUGUACCAUGUGCAUCGGUCCCAAUUUUACGAUGGAUCGCAGUAGCGCGGUACGAGCCAAUGUCACUUCCACAUUCGACCGCAUUCUCACCGAACUCACGAUAAAAAUGAAAAAAUUGAAUUUGGAUAAGACCGAAUUGGCGUGUCUCAAAGCGAUUAUUUUGCUGAAUUCGGCGACGCAAGGACUUCAGGCGAAAAACGAGAUCGAGGCAUUGCGCGAAAAAGUCUAUGCCAGCUUGGAAGAGUACUGCCGACGAAAUCAUGCUGCCGACGAUGGUCGUUUUGCGCAACUUUUGUUGCGUCUGCCCGCAUUGCGAUCCAUCAGUCUCAAAUGUUUGGACCAUUUGUUCUUCUUCCGCUUGAUCGGUGACACGCCCAUCGAGCAAUUUUUCAUGGAAAUGUUGGACAAGCCCAAGGAACAACCCUUUUAAACUGCUUUUCUCGUCUUUUAUCUUUGUACUUUAAUUAAAUUAACUUUCGUAGGUAAGCUUCAUGAACAAACACAACACACUUUUUAAAGGUAAGUUGAACGAUGAUCCUCACUUUAACACACUCCAGUAUAGAAAUAAUUAUUAUUAUAUAUGAUAUACUUUAUAUAAAUGUAAUCCCCAUGAGCAAAAAAAAAUAUGAAAGGAAAAAUCAGGAAACUGGAAUGCCUUUGAGAGAUAUGAUGAGACUUGAACAAAAAAAAUAUAUAUAUUCAUAAAGUACUAACAAAACAAAGAAAAGAAAAGAAUUUAAUCAUAAAAAAUAUAUAUUAAUAUGACGUAGAUACUUAAAAAAAUAACAAAAAACGAACAAAAC
Culicoides brevitarsis is the source of this 1789-nucleotide messenger RNA. RefSeq names its product protein ultraspiracle (gene usp). The transcript is spliced from 2 exons. Gene Ontology annotation, cellular component: activator ecdysone receptor complex; nucleus. The coding region runs from base 160 to 1416 and encodes 418 amino acids. Lineage: Eukaryota; Metazoa; Arthropoda; Insecta; Diptera; Ceratopogonidae. Gene Ontology annotation, molecular function: nuclear receptor activity; RNA polymerase II cis-regulatory region sequence-specific DNA binding; nuclear steroid receptor activity. The record is from RefSeq and is a predicted model, not a curated record. Gene Ontology annotation, biological process: cell differentiation; regulation of transcription by RNA polymerase II; cellular response to ecdysone.